Tachysurus vachellii is the source of this 3170-nucleotide messenger RNA. It is a transcript of the gene mapk4, whose product is annotated as mitogen-activated protein kinase 4. Gene Ontology annotation, molecular function: ATP binding; MAP kinase activity. Lineage: Eukaryota; Metazoa; Chordata; Actinopteri; Siluriformes; Bagridae. The transcript has 7 exons. Gene Ontology annotation, biological process: protein phosphorylation; cell surface receptor signaling pathway; intracellular signal transduction. Bases 650 to 2608 code for a protein of 652 amino acids. Gene Ontology annotation, cellular component: nucleus; cytoplasm. The record is from RefSeq and is a predicted model, not a curated record.
GUUUUGUAAAUUCACGUCCAGGACCAGCAACCAAUCAGAGCGCUCGCGCCUCUUGCCUCUGAUUCACUAUUGGACGCUAGACUCUGCUGCUCGCGAGCAGCUUUUGGUUUCCUGUCGGCGCGAGCAGGUGUCCAGAUCUCAACGGGCGGAACGUGACGUCACACCGGGGGUUACCAACAGCGAGUUUUGUUUUUUUUGUUGUUGUUUUUUUUUUUUCUAAAAAGCUGUCAGAAAACUCAGUGUGGAAGGAAACGCGGAAAACAAAACGGUUUGUGGAGAAGAGUUUUCCUAACGAGAGGCUCGCAUGCGGUCUUAUCACACAGGAGCAGAUGUAAUAUGAUGAUUUGAUAGGCGGAAAAUCCUCGAUGCAGAAGCAGAGCUGAUAACAGGGAGCUUUAACCUGACCGAUACCUCAGACUACAACCGGUGCUACACGAUAACCGGUGAGAAACUGUGGGGAAAUAUGAACAUAAUAAACCUGUGAAUGCAGUCUGUUCUUUGUACAGAGAAGCCAUGAAGAAGCCUGAAGUGUAGUAACGAACCGAAAGCACAGAAACUUGGACAGAUAACUGCAAGCAUGGAGCUGAAAAGCCAACACAGUGCCUAAAAUGCCUCCCUCAGGCAGCACCCAGCAACUCCUCUGUGAACAAUGGCCAGGUGGAGCUCUUUUGCAUUCAGAUAUGGCUUUGACCUGGGCAGUUACUUCCAUGACCAUCGACCCCUGGGCACAGGUGCUUCUGGCCUGGUGUUGUCUGCCAUUGAUAGGCGAUGUGGGCAAAGAGUGGCAAUUAAGAAGCUGGUACUGCAUGACCCUAUGAGCAUUAAACAUGCACUGCGUGAAGUCAAAAUCACAUGCCGGCUCCAGCAUGAGAACAUAGUAAGGGUGUAUGAAGCACUGGGCCCAUGUGGCCAGCCUUUGCCACACAACCUCGCCCAGCUCACAGAGAUCUAUAUUGUGCAAGAGCUUAUGGAGAUGGACCUGUCCCGGAUAUUGGAGCAGGGCCCGUUGCCAGCAGCCCAUGCCACUUUGCUUUUUUACCAGCUUCUGCGAGGUCUGAAGUUCAUCCACUCAGCCAAUGUGCUACAUCGUGACCUGAAGCCCGGCAAUAUCUUCAUUAACACUGAGCAGAUGCUGUUGAAGAUAGGAGACUUUGGAUUGGCACGCAUUGUUGACCCACACUACUCACACAAGGGCUACCUCUCAGAAGGGAUGGUGACUAAAUGGUAUCGCUCCCCUCGACUGCUGCUCUCUCCGAACAACUACACCAAGGCCAUCGACAUGUGGGCCGCGGGCUGCAUCCUGGCUGAGAUGCUAACAGGCCGAAUGCUUUUUGCAGGUGCACAUGAGCUGGAGCAGAUGCAGCUAAUUCUGGACACUGUACCAGUGUUUAGAGAAGAGGACCGACAGGAGCUGCUGAGAGUCAUGCCCUCCUCUAUCAACCACAACUGGGAGGUCAGGAGACCACUGCAAGAACUGCUUCCUGAGGUGGAGGAUGUAGCCAUAGAUUUCCUGGAGCAGAUCUUGACCUUUAAUCCAAUGGACCGUCUGACAGCAGAAGCAGCUCUGUCUCACUCAUUCCUCCGGCAAUAUUCCUGUCCACAGGAUGAGCCUGUGUCCCUCCAGCCCUUCCGCAUAGAGGACGAGCUAGAGGACAGUCUAGUUGGUGAACACGGUCACUGGGACAGUCUUUCAUCAGAUCUGUGCUGGAAGCAACAGGAGCAGUGUGACUGCAUACAGAGUGUGUCAGAAAUGGGCGAGACUGAGGAGGAUGAGGUCCAGAGAGAUCCACGAGCCAAUUCCUCCUCCCUCAUUGAGGAAGCUCUGGUAGACCCUGGUAAGCACUCUCACAGCAGCUCAGCAGAGCGCUUUCUUGAGCAGUCGCACUCAUCUUUGGAUAGGCUAUGCGGCCACUACCUGGAGCUGGACUGUGGGCGCUCCUGUGACUACAAAGUGGGUUCUCCUUCAUACUUGGAUAAGAUAGCAUGGAGGGAUGGGAAGCCCCAACACUAUUCUGAGCCAAAGCUGAUUCUGGAUUUGUCUCAUUUUAAGCGCAACACACUCCCCUCACCUAAAGGGGGCGAUUCUGAACAGCUUAUAACUGAGGAACCUGCUAAUUUGUUCCAGGAGAUUUCACGCUGGGCAGCAAGCACACAACUGGGCCUUCAUUCUCCCAGUUCACCUCAGGAACCUCCAAACUCACCAGGGUCUCCUCCUUUACCCAUUUCUCCUACCCUGUUUCCUCACUCACUCACAGGCACGCAGGCGCCUACUCUACUGUACACUUCCAAUGUUCUUCAACAUGGCAGGAGAAGUCCGGCUUCUUUCUUUUCUUCUUCUCCUCCUUUGUUCCCUUCUUCACCCUCUUCACCUACUCAAGAUUCAUUAACCCCGUUUCAAAACAACAAAGACUCUCCAACAGCUAGAGGAGAGGAACAUCCUCACUUUGACUUGGAUAUGUUCAUCUCACAAGUGAAACGUGAGAACAGUGUUACUUCUAAGCAGGGUAGCAUUAGUUGUACCUCUAGAAUCUCAGAGCACCAACCUUCCAGAACUCAGCCUACGACAGAUGUGGUCGAACCUCAAAGCUUUCACAAAGAACAAUGGUAGAAAAGUGAAGAGUUGAGAAGAUCUACAUAGAACUGAGUGACUGAACACCUAACGACUUAGUGCUGCUCUUGCAAGAUUGCAUAGUUUUUUUGUUUGACAUGAAUAUAUUAAACCUUUUUCUUUGUUUCUAAUAGCUCCUAAAAUACGGUCAGAAAUCACAAAUCGGCUCCCUCGCUGUUCUACCUAGUGUCCUUACACAAAAAAGUGCAAGGGCAUACUGCAGAAUUCUCACACAGAUGUUAGAGAAUUCUUAUGUGAAGCCUAGAAUCUAGAGCAUAUUUAACACCAACAAGCAAGAAAAAAAAGAGAGAGAGAGAAGUGAAUGCUAGUGUUUGCGCACAUUUUGGAGCCAUUUAUGCAGAAAUUCCAGAGUUCCAAAGUAUACAAACUUUUCUGUACAACAGAAAUGUUGCUGAAUGUAGUUUUACAGUUCUUCCAACAUUAUUUAAAUGCAUCUGCAUUGCAGAUAAAAUGCAUUCUGCAUAUAAGCUGCUUUUGAUACCACUGUAAUCUCCACCACCUUUGCAAUAGUAUACAGCAGUGGUUUGCUUGAUUACUGUUU